GGCUGUUGACACCUGAUGCUAGCAUGUGUUCUAGUUAACCAUUCAUCUCCAUGUGUGUGUUAAAUGACCUUUUGCAAUCAUACCUCACAUUCUCUGUUAUAAGGAAAUAAAGAUGCAGCCUACAUCUUAAAGAUAGCUGUGUUAAUACUGUAAUAAAAUAUGUCCGAAAGAAUUUCAGACUACUGAAAGCUAAGAGAUGAGAUAUGAAUAAAUGUUCAGUCUGUCUUCAGUAGAUUAACAUCUGUAAUUAAUGCGCACCACUUGUGGUAUGCCUGACAAUAUUUCCACAGUUAGCCUGUAACUCAUGACAUGCAAUAUUCAAAUGAAAGUUAACUUAUAACUCGUCCUAUUUGUUCCAAAGAGUCUUAAGUUACUCAGUGUUUAUUCAAUUCAACUUGCUGUUCACUGUGUGAGGCAGAGUUGCUCAGCUUCAGUAUCAACACCCACGCGACACACAUGUAUGAACAAGGACCUCUGGGGUAUCGUACAAACAUGCUGGGACAAAGAUCUACAGAGACCACCAAUGCUGCUCCACACCUGCACCAGUCAAGCAGUUUGCUGGAUAGUGAGAAAACCGGAGCGGCUCUGCUGUUUUCUGGAGGCUUCCUCAUCUUGGUUGGAGUCACCUUCACUGCGAUGGGCUGGCAGCAGUACAAAAUCAACCCCGACUUUCAGUGGAUCCAACUUCUGGGCCCCAUCCUUAUCUCAGUUGGAGGUACCUUCAUGCUAACAAGCAUCUGCAAGUUUAGGAUCAUCUCCUGUUGGGCCUGCAAACAAGUGGAGGAGGAGGACGUGUUUGUUAUCCCUGUGAGAGAGCAAAGCACGACGGGACACCCUGUUGUUGUUCGAGGCAUAAAUCAGGCAGUCAUGUUACAGGGUGCCACAACAAUGCUCUGCAUCCCA
Molecule: messenger RNA, 903 nt
Organism: Melanotaenia boesemani (Boeseman's rainbowfish)
Lineage: Eukaryota; Metazoa; Chordata; Actinopteri; Atheriniformes; Melanotaeniidae
Gene: tmem174
Product: transmembrane protein 174
Exons: 1
Source: RefSeq, a predicted model, not a curated record